Colletotrichum scovillei is the source of this 1325-nucleotide messenger RNA. RefSeq lists its product as uncharacterized. NCBI's taxonomy places the organism in Eukaryota, Fungi, Ascomycota, Sordariomycetes, Glomerellales, Glomerellaceae. The transcript has 2 exons. The record is from RefSeq and is a predicted model, not a curated record. Bases 125 to 1237 code for a protein of 370 amino acids.
GAGCACAUCAUGCUGCAAGAGGCAGUCCGUCCAGGGUCCAGCCAUUGGCGAUGUGCUCCGUCACACACAGCUGACUGCGGCGUUGAUCCUUGUAACUGCCUUUCUUGAUAGCUGCCCACGUUGCAUGUCUACGCUGGCAAUGCGGUCUUCUUGUAGAGGAGGAUGUCGGCAAGAUGCAGAGCGGGAGAAGAGAGGCGAGAGAGACGGAAGCAUAAAAGGUAUGGGAAGAUGGCAUACCUCGAUAGAGGGCACCUCCCUGCUUCUACCCCUUUCUCCCUCAACGCCUUCAACAUCAGUCACACAUCCAGCCAUGGCAAGUUGCCAGGUGCAGGGCCAGCCCGACCUCUACGGCCUGGGCAUCCGCGUCGCCUUCUACAUCCAAUGGUUCGGCGCCAUCGUGAUAGAGUAUCUCGACAUGGAAGACCUCCCCGACAUACGCCUCAUAGGCCUCCUCUUCUCCGCCGCAGCCUUCCUCGGCCUCGUCAUACGGCUCUCCGUCGCGGCGGGCAGCGCACAGCCGGCCCACGUCUACAUUGUCCUCCUGCUCGCCAUGGGUAUCCACAUCCCCCUCGUCCCGCUCUACCUCUGGAAGGCGGUGACGUGCUUCAAUCGGUACUGGGAUCCGUUUCGAUGGUCCAAGGAGACGCCGAGCCCGGCGUACAAGGGGCUUAAUUUCGCAUUGUUGCUGGCCAUUUCGUCGCUGGGCGUGUGGUAUUGGUGUUCUUUUGUGCCGGAGAACGAUUGUUCUCGGGAGCAGUAUGGGUUCUUCUUCAGUCGCGUGAGCUUGGGGAAUAAGGCGUUUGUGGCGUUUAAUGCCAUCAUGUACUUUGUCAUUCUGUUUGUGUGUUUGCUCGUCCUCCUGCUCAAGGUCGGUUGGAAAGUGCCCUUUUGGAGGGAGAGGCGGAAGAAGCGGAGAGUCAAGAGAAUGCACAUCAUGGCGAUCAAGGAGUUGAAGACGCUGAGCAACGUCGCCGUUGCUGCAACACUUACCGCGGCCGUCGAGCUGGCCGUCGUCUGGAAUCACAUCUCCAACGUGGACAAUGUCGCGGACGUGGCGCAGGUCUUGCCUUUGCUGGUCAGCGCCGGCUUCCUGGUCCGGAUCCUGUUCCUUCAUUUCGCGGGCGUACGUGACGGGUCGGAUUCGUCAGAAGAGGAUAGUGAUGGGGGAUCGCACAGUUACAUGACGGAGUCUCAGGGCGGGUUGCCGCCGGCACCGCCGCCUGUCCAUCCGCGGUGACGGCGCAGUGGCUGUGAUUGUUAGAUAUGCUGGGUGAUGAGUUGGACGGGAGGUGUGCAUUAUCGUUUCUAUAUACCAAGCACGCAAG